Molecule: messenger RNA, 1877 nt
Organism: Cotesia glomerata
Lineage: Eukaryota; Metazoa; Arthropoda; Insecta; Hymenoptera; Braconidae
Product: odorant receptor 46a-like
Exons: 5
Coding region: 500-1744 (414 amino acids)
Biological process (GO): detection of chemical stimulus involved in sensory perception of smell; sensory perception of smell
Cellular component (GO): plasma membrane
Molecular function (GO): olfactory receptor activity; odorant binding
Source: RefSeq, a predicted model, not a curated record
CAGCAAUAUGAGUUGAAUCGUUAACUAUAUAAACUCUUGAAAUUACCACAAAAAUUAUUUAAAUCAUUGAAAAAUGUAUUUUGGUCAAAUUGCAUCCGCACACAGAAACAGCCACUCUAUCUAAAAAUUGCUUGACAAAUACUUUCGACACUCAAAGUUCUAAUAUUUGGUAGUUCAUCUAUCGAAAGGUUAAUGGCUUUAAUUACAUUCAAAAUUAAUUUGAACUGCUUGUAAAGUAAUAGUUACAUCAAACAUUCACUUUUGUCAUAACUAUAACAUGAUGAUUAUACAUAUAUUAUAUCCUUUUCUACUCUUCUCAUCGAGACACUAUGUUAUAAUUGAUUGAUUUUCAUUUAUUAAAUAUCUGCUUCAUUUAUCAAUUAAAUAUUUUCUUGUUACUUGACACGCAAGCGCAAAAACUACCCCUCAUCUAAGAUAGUAAAGCAGUAAAAUACUAGACUUAGCUAUCAAAAAAUAGUAUCGAACACAAUUAUACAAUAUGGAUUGUUACCGAAAAAAAAUUAACCAUUCUCGAAGAUCAAAUACUUCAAAAAAUAUGCACAAUGCAUUAAAAUACACAUAUUGGUUUUUGAAUAUAAUAGCAAUCUGGCAGCUUAUGUUUCAAUCGUUAAAUUUAAAAAAAUUAAUAUCUAUUAUUCAUGUGUUUAUUGUGUGUGCAAUGUUUAUAUGGCAGCUAUUUGUUAGGUGUUAUCAUAUGUAUUUUUAUGCAACAGAUCUUAAUGAGCAAGUAACUUUGCUCGCACCUAUUGCAUUCAUUUUUGUAGUGUUACUAAAAUAUAUAGCUAUCGUUUAUCGUCAUAAAACAAUAAUGAAAUCAAUAGAACACAUAAGGGCUGAUUGGAGUGCAACAAAAUACAAAGAAGAAAAAGAAAUAAUGGCAAAAAAUACUAAAAUAAGCAACAACAUAACUUUUAUAUUUUCAAUACUUAUGUAUACAAGUGGCACAUUAUAUAAUUUUUUUAUGCCUCACGUGCUACCACUUUUAUUUCGAAAUAAUAAUCAAAAUACUUCUGAGAGACUAAUAAUCUUUCCUGGUUAUAAUAUCAUUAGCUUGAUUGAUUCAUCUCCGUUCUAUGAAAUAACAUUUUUUUUCCACGCUGUAGCGAUUUUUUUUUGUUUCACAGUGCUUGUCAGCACAUGUAACAUUACUGUUAUUUUAGUAACUCAUGCAAAUAGCCAAAUUCAAAUAGCUAUUGUAAAACUUAAGUCGUUGAUAAAUGAUUUUUAUGAAGGAGCCAAAUUCUCGAACCAAAAAAUGUCAAUUGCAGUUCAACAUCAUGUCAGAGUACUUAAAUUUUCCAAAACAAUGCUUAGAGAAGCAUUAUUAGAAUAUUGCCUUAUAGAGAUCGGUGCAUCUUCUAUUCUUCUUUGCAUUGAUGAAUUUUGUUUUUUAAGGAUGUUGGAUAAUCAAGACAUCGCAAACACGAUACCAUAUAUUAUGCUAUUUUUUGCUUUGAGCUUAAAUAUAUUGAUAUUGUGUUACUUCAGUGAACUUCUUAACUCUCAGUUUAUUGAAGUCGGAAAUCAAUUAUACAUGACUGAAUGGUACAAGAUUCCAUCUAAAGCAAGAAAAUAUUUUAUUCUCAUAAUUAAUAUGUCUCAGCGGCCACAAAGAAUAAGUACUGGGGGAAUAAUCGAUUUAUCUUAUAUUACCUACAUACAAAUCAUUAAAACUGGAUUUGCAUACUUACAAAUUCUAAGAGCUUCAAACACGCACCAAUAAAUUCGUUUUUCUGAAAGUUCGUAAAACAAGUUAUAGAGGUGGAGCACAAUGACAUUGUUUUGGUCGGUAAAUUUCCUUUAUAUACAUAUUAAAAUGUAAGAACUUAUUGUUUAUACCUUGGUAAGAAAAUAUA